Chanos chanos (milkfish) is the source of this 1745-nucleotide messenger RNA. It is a transcript of the gene slc35c1, whose product is annotated as solute carrier family 35 member C1. The record is from RefSeq and is a predicted model, not a curated record. NCBI's taxonomy places the organism in Eukaryota, Metazoa, Chordata, Actinopteri, Gonorynchiformes, Chanidae. The transcript has 3 exons. The coding region runs from base 278 to 1327 and encodes 349 amino acids.
UCAAAUGAUACGUUUCAGAGACCGUCGAAGGUGUAUUAAGUCGGGUAACGAGUAAGUAGGCAGUUGCAGAUGUACCUAUCAACUAUUAGAUUACAGUAAGGACGGACCAAAAUGCAAAAAUACAGUCAUGGUAUUGGACAGUUUGUCAACUGACUACUCCAGUAGAAGGUGAAAAGGAAAAUCCACUUCCUACUUUCCUUUGCAGUAAACUCGCCGACGCUGUUCAUGUGUGAAUCAUCCAGUCAGGAUACAACUGAAACGAUCAAGGAUACUAAGAAUGGCGCUGGCUGGCACAGAUUCCACAGCACAGGGCGAAAAAGGUGAAACGUUUUUUCUGCGAGCCAUCAAAAUAGCACUUGUUGUGGCUCUCUACUGGUUCGUCUCAAUUACCAUGGUCUUCCUUAACAGCUAUCUGUUAGAUAGCAAGGAACUUGAUGCGCCCCUCUUUGUAACAUUCUAUCAAUGUGUUGUAAGUGUAGGGCUAUGUUGUCUUAUGAACUUCUUUUCAAAUCUAUGCCCCGGAUAUGUGGAUUUCCCCUCCAUUAAAUUUGACCUGAAGGUCUCACGCGAAGUGUUGCCACUUUCUAUCGUCUUCAUUGGUAUGAUCACUUUUAACAACCUGUGCCUAAAGAACGUGGGAGUUGCAUUCUACACCGUGGGGCGCUCUCUGAGCACAGUGUUCAACGUCCUGUUAUCCUACGUCAUACUCAAGCAGACCACGUCAUUCUACGCGCUGCUGUGCUGUGGAGUAAUUCUUGGUGGAUUCUGGCUUGGUGUGGAUCAGGAAGGUGUAGCGGGGUCACUAUCUUGGUCAGGAGUCAUUUUCGGGGUCUUGGCUAGCGCCUGUGUCUCUCUCAAUGCCAUCUACACCAAAAAGGUGAUGCCGGUGGUAGAUGGAAGCAUUUGGAGACUCUCCUAUUACAACAAUUUAAAUGCUUGUGUGCUCUUCCUUCCACUUAUGGCUAUGUUUGGAGAAUUAGGACGUGUGGUGCGUUUUAAUGGCCUGGCAGAACUACACUUUUGGAGCAUGAUGACAGUGGGUGGUGUAUUUGGCUUUGCCAUAGGUUAUGUUACAGGACUUCAGAUUAAGUUCACCAGCCCACUGACACACAAUGUGUCUGGUACUGCCAAAGCCUGUGCCCAGACUGUGCUGGCAGUGAUAUACUAUGCCUCCAGUAAGAGCAUGCUUUGGUGGACCAGUAACCUGAUGGUCCUCGUGGGAUCCUUUGGCUACACCUGGGUCAAAGGAUUAGAGAUGAAGAAAGUACAGGUGCCACAGGAGCCACACACCUCAGUGACUGGACAGAAAAGUGACCCUGGAGUAUAGAACUUGAGAAGUGCCAUCAUAAGGUUUUAAAGACCUUCCCUGUUGAGAAAAAAAUGACUCAUUUUCAGGGAAAUUUCUAAAGGUUCCAAGUGGAACCUCAAUUGGUCAUCGAUUUUUUUCUGGGUUCUGUUUCUAAAACACUAUUCAAGGGGACCAGGGCUGGGAUUUCUUGCUCAUUCAGAUACAUGGGACUAUGUCUUGUGCUUGAAUGUGAUUAUUUUAGUUUACAGAAAUAUGUUACAAUGACUUCAGUGGAAGAGAUGUUUGAUUACACUGGUAAAUAAGAUGUUGCACUUUGCUAAAUAAGGAAAAACAUGAUGGCCCAUUUCACUAAAUUAAAAAAUCAUAAAUAGAUAUAAAGAAAGACCGUUGAUUUAAACUGCAAACUUUUAGAAAGUUUAAAGUAUUUUUCUGUAAU